Messenger RNA from Physcomitrium patens, 916 nucleotides. RefSeq names its product photosystem I reaction center subunit XI, chloroplastic. Gene Ontology annotation, cellular component: chloroplast thylakoid membrane; photosystem I reaction center; photosystem I. Lineage: Eukaryota; Viridiplantae; Streptophyta; Bryopsida; Funariales; Funariaceae. Gene Ontology annotation, biological process: photosynthesis. The record is from RefSeq and is a predicted model, not a curated record.
CAAUUGCGCAGUGCAAUCCGCAGCAGGCCCGCCAUCUCCAUUCUCUACAAGCACUAGAGCAUUUCGCCCCUCGAUAUCGGCGUUGUUUCACUACUGAUUCAGUACAUUGUAAACGAGAAACAGGUUCGUGAGGAUUGUCUUAGCGAUGGCGGCGACUUCCAUGACCCGGGCUGGGGGCCUGCUUGCCCUGGAGCGCGCGCAGCGUGUAACCAAGUCCACCGGCGCCGUGAGCUCCAGGACAUUCCUGGGUAACGUGAAUGGCCUCCGUGCUACCGCGGCGCCAGUGCACGCAUUGCAGGCGAAGAACUUGACGGUGCGAGCUGGAGCCGAGAAGUACCAGGUCAUCGAGCCCCUCAACGGCGACCCCUUCAUCGGUGGAUUCGAGACGCCCGUGACUAGCAGCCCCCUGAUUGCCUGGUAUCUCUCUAACCUGCCCGCUUACCGCACCGCUGUUGCUCCCUUGUUGAGGGGUGUCGAGAUCGGACUCGCCCACGGGUACCUUUUGGUGGGUCCUUUUGUGCUCACUGGACCGUUGAGGAACUCCGCUGUUAGGGGCGAGGCAGGAAGUCUCGCCGCUGCCGGUCUCGUUACUAUCCUCACCAUGUGCCUGACGAUCUACGGCAUUGCUUCCUUCAAGGAAGGUGAGCCUUCCAAGGCGCCCAGCCUAACCCUCACAGGAAGGCAAAAGGAUGCUGACAAGCUGCAGACUGCUGAGGGAUGGGCCAGCUUCACCGGAGGAUGGUUCUUCGGUGGUCUGUCGGGCGUGGCCUGGGCCUAUAUAUUGCUCUAUGUCCUCAACCUCCCCUACCCCGUGAAAUAGAUUUGUCGAUAGUUUUGCUGAGGCAACACAUUGUAAACUGUUAUUGUUUUAUUACAGGCAAAACAAGUUUUCUUCUCACACAAGACUUUCUUGCAA